UCAAAGAAAACGAAAGGAAAAUAAUAGUUUUUUUUCGUUCAAUCCCAAUGUCUUUCCCUUGUUACAGUGCACGUAGAAUCCAGAAGCCUUACGCGGUGCCACGUCUUACAUCGAUUCCAGUUUACCGGUAAUUGAUAAAGAAAUGAAUCGAAGGAAGGAACAAGACGCUAAGGUGGAUCAGUGAACGGUGCCUUUUCGUCAGAUGAAGAAGCCAUCGCUCUCAAGUCCUUGAUGGUGCACUCAACUUACAGCAUUUCAUUAGAUUGAAGGAUACUUGCGUCCACGGCAGCAGAGAUAAGAUUCGCAUACUGCUCAAUUUCUCCCCGUCAGGUACAUACAGUGGUUAAAUAGACAAUAACUGGAUAUUAUAUUUGUUCAAUCCCCAGUAUUAUUGAUCAACAAUGGGCGCAUCAACCUCAACAGAGAAAUGGGUUCCUGAUGACCAAAAAGAGGCUGAAGCCCUAGCAGCUUCAACGGGAGCUCUUCCUCAGCUUCAGAGUGCAUUCUCUAAACUGGCGGAUCUCCAAACAAGUGCAAUUCCUUUCGAAUCCUUACAGAAAUGCUUCUUUUUAGGUUAUAAAAACCGAACCCAAGAAACUUCUGUGGUGCCUGAAUCCUUUCCAGCCAUCCUAGACUGUAUAGGCUCAACGAUAGCUGAACUAUUGUUCAUUCCAGAGGAAGGAGGAGUUACCUGGGUUGAAUUUCUCAAGGGCUACAACAAAUGUUGUGGAAAUAUAUCUGCAUCUGUGUUGCUUAAUACAUUAAUUAGGGUAUUUGAUGCUACGAUGGUAAAGGCAGGACUCCCUUCAAAAUUGGAGGUUACUUCCCUGGAGGAUGAAUUUAAGAUCAGUGGCUUCCUUCUUUCCAGUGAUAUUCUUAUGCUUCUUUGGUUGUGUUGGACCAUGUCUUGGGAUUCUAGUACUUUCAAAGUCUUUGGUUCAAAUUCAAAUUUGUUUUUGCCGGAUAUUAAUAAUCUGGUGCUGUCAUCGGUGUCAUCAUGUGCUGAAGCUGGCAAUACUGUAAGCAUUUGGGACUGCGAUAUCUUAGGUUUGGCAGUUGAAGUACCUGUUGGAAAAUUUCUUCCUUGGGCAGUGAAAACUGUUCCUAGUCUUCCAGAUGGAUUUUCACAUUUUGUACAUGCAAGAAUUCUUCAAGCUCCUACUCAAGAGGUCGGAGUGGAGUCAUCAAGUUCAUUAGCUGCAGAUAUUGCCUCACCUGAGACAUCAAGUUCCUAUGUUCUCACCCGUGGAACAGCAUGGGCAGUUUCCCUUUCACAAAGAGGUUGUAUAAGGGAAGAGAUAUCAAAAAUAUGUUUUGUAACCAGUGGCGAUGGAAAUUAUGAACACCUCCUUUAUAGGUCGUCACUUCAUGGAAGAGGCUUAAAUAGAUUCUGGUCAAACAUCGAAGGCUACCAUGGCCCUUUGUUUGUGGUUGUUCAUGCUGAAUCUGUAGACACUCGUGACGAUAGCACCAAUGAAUUGAAAUGGACUGUUGGUGUACUGACAUUCCAAGGUUUUGAAAAUAAGGAUCAGUUCUAUGGAGGAGGAGGAAAUAUCUAUGCUCUUAGCCCUGUUUUUCAUGUCUAUUCACCUACUGGGAAGGAAAAGAACUUUGUCUAUAGCCACUUGCAUCCCUCUGCAAAGGUUUAUGAGCCACAUCCGAAGCCCGUUGGAAUUGCAUUUGGGGGAACUACUGGAAAUGAAAGAAUAUUUAUUGAUGAAGACUUUGCCAGGGUUACUGUUCGCCAUCACGUGGUCGACAAGACUUACCAGCCUGGUCCUCUCUUCCCGGAUCAGGGGUUCCUGCCUGUUGAAGCCUCCAUUUUAGAAGUGGAAGCUUGGGGAUUUGGCGGCUCUGCGGCCAAGGAAAUCCAAAAUUCGUAUAAAAGGAGAGAGGAACUUUUCACUGAGCAGAGAAGAAGGGUUGAUUUAAAAACAUUUGCGAGUUGGGAAGAUUCACCGGAGAAGAUGAUGUUAGACAUGAUGUCGGACCCAAAUGCAGUUCGACGAGAAGACCGUUAAAACAAGGAUGAGUUGUUUUUGUUCAUUAUCAUUGCUUGAUGAUCUCUACAUUUGUCAGUAGCUUGAUGGUGGCUGUACAGAAAUCAAUAAACUGCAAAACUAUAUGUAGUGUAAUGUUUAUGUGCCUAUUUUCUCGGCGAAGCUGUCACAUGCUUUGCCGUGAGAUGGCAUUAUGGUCUCUGGCUUGUAUCCAUUACUAUGCUUACACCAUAAUAUUGAGAGGGACUGGAAGACUUUGAGAACAGUGUUUGCCAUGAUUAUCAAUGUUUUCAGGUGUUUCUUAAA
Cucurbita maxima (winter squash) is the source of this 2306-nucleotide messenger RNA. RefSeq lists its product as uncharacterized. Bases 402 to 2021 code for a protein of 539 amino acids. The transcript has 8 exons. NCBI's taxonomy places the organism in Eukaryota, Viridiplantae, Streptophyta, Magnoliopsida, Cucurbitales, Cucurbitaceae. The record is from RefSeq and is a predicted model, not a curated record.